UUGUAAUAAAUAAAAAGCAACCCAGCGAAAGAAGCCAAAACGCGAAAGAGAGAGAGAGAGAGAGAGAGGGAAGAGUAAAGCAGAAAAGAAAGAUAGAAGAAGAGGAAGAGCGAGUUUGCUCGUUCUCCGUUUCCUCGGAAUUGCGCGAUUCCGUUGUUUCCCCUUUCCCCGAUUUCGAUUUCGAUUUCAAUUUUCGAAUUUCUCCUUCUUCCGGGUCUGAAAAUGGAGCACUUUCUCUUCCCUUCUUCUCUAGCUCUGUGAAAAAAAGAAGAAGCGUGCCUGUAGUUCGGGAGGAAUCAGGGAGGGAGAGAAUUGGAUUCCUCCAUCCUUCGUUCGGUUUUCUGCUGUUUGUUGAAGAGUUAGUUUGUGGUCUCGAACCAUGGGGCUCUGCACCUCCAAACCCUCCACGGACCGGAGCAUCCACGUCUCGUACCCGCAACCCGACCCGCCGGUCGUCGACGGCGGCGGAGGGGAGAGGCCGGAAGCGUCGAGCGCCGACGAGAGCUUGACCUCCGACGAUCAGAGGACGAAGGAGAGGGCGGAGCUGGAGAAUGUCAAGAAGUCGCCCUUCUUCCCCUUCUACAGUCCCAGUCCAGCGCACUACUUCUUCUCGAAGAAGUCUCCGGCGAGAUCUCCGGCUCCGAGUGGUCCCGCUGGCGGCAACGGCACGCCGAAGAGGUUCUUCAAGCGGCCGUUCCCCCCGCCGUCUCCGGCGAAGCACAUACGAGCUGUUCUGGCGAGGAGGCAUGGCUCCGUGAAGCCCAACGAGGCGUCGAUUCCCGAAGGGAGUGAGGUGGAAGGGAUGGCUGGGCUUGACAAGAGCUUCGGAUUCUCUAAGCAUUUCGGGAACAAGUACGAGCUGGGGGAUGAGGUCGGGAGAGGCCAUUUCGGUUACACUUGCGCCGCUAAAUUCAAGAAGGGCGAGCUCAAAGGACAGCAGGUUGCCGUCAAGGUCAUCCCGAAAGUGAAGGUAUAAAUAAUUGGGCCGAUCUUGGAUUUCCCCGCAGCAAAUUUGACCCUUCCAAUCCUUAUUUUUGGCUUUUGCUGUAGUCAACGAGGAGUGGUUUUUGGCGUUUUGGACUCUAGAUCUGCAGGUCUUGUAGAGUUUUCCUGCACUUAAUUGGUCCAUUCACUUAGAAGAGUAAUCUAAGUCUGGGUUCUCAUGGCUUUCUGGGGAAAUUGCCGGAAGAGAUAUGGGAAUUGCUCGGUGAAUUUUUUUGGUUCAGAAUUGAACUAUGCAGACUGGGUUUUUGGUAGGUUAGCACUCCUACAGUACAGUUACAAGGAAGCAGAAACCACCAUUUUUGGUUUCCUCACCCUCAAUGUUCAAGUUUCUGAAAGAGAUUGUGUGAAAAAGGCGGUUGAUCUUCCAUCUCUGGUUUUGAGGCUCCCUUGUUCCAACUUCAUGUUGCAUGGAGACCGAUUCAUCUUCUGUCGGCAAAUUUGAAUGACCACAGCAAUUGCAAUUGAAGAUGUGAGAAGGGAGGUCAAAAUAUUACGAGCAUUGACUGGACACAAUAACCUAGUGCAAUUCUAUGAUGCAUACGAGGACAGUGAUAAUGUAUACAUUGUAAUGGAGUUGUGUGAAGGAGGAGAGCUUUUGGACAGAAUUCUUUCCAGGGGAGGAAAAUAUUCAGAGGAGGACGCAAAGACAGUAAUGAUACAAAUAUUAAAUGUUGUUGCAUUUUGCCAUCUACAGGGUGUGGUGCACCGGGAUCUUAAACCCGAGAAUUUCCUCUUCACUUCCAAGGACGAGGACUCACAACUGAAGGCCAUUGACUUUGGUUUGUCCGACUUUGUUAAGCCAGAUGAGAGAUUGAAUGACAUUGUUGGCAGCGCUUAUUAUGUAGCACCUGAAGUUCUACAUAGAUCAUACGGCACGGAGGCUGAUGUCUGGAGUAUAGGUGUGAUAGCUUAUAUUCUAUUAUGUGGCAGCCGUCCGUUUUGGGCCCGGACCGAAUCAGGAAUAUUUAGAGCUGUUCUAAAAGCCGAUCCAAGCUUUGAUGAAGCGCCUUGGCCAUCCAUGUCCCCUGAAGCACGGGACUUUGUUAAACGACUACUGAAUAAAGAUCCUCGAAAAAGAAUUACUGCUGCCCAAGCCUUGAGUCAUCCAUGGAUUAAAAGUUCCAAUGAUGUUAUUAAAGUCCCCCUCGAUAUAAUAGUAUUCAAGCUCAUGAAGGCUUACAUGCGUUCGUCAUCUCUUCGUAAAGCCGCUUUGAGGGCCUUAUCUAAAACAUUGACCGUAGAUGAGCUAUUCUUUUUGAAAGAGCAGUUUGCAUUGUUGGAACCAAACAAGAAUGGGACAAUAAGCCUAGACAAUAUCAAAUCGGCGUUGAUGAAACAUGCGACAGAUGCUAUGAAGGAAUCUCGGAUCCCUGAUUUCCUAGCAUCGCUGAAUGCGCUCCAGUACAGAAGGAUGGACUUUGAAGAGUUCUGUGCAGCUGCAUUAAGUGUCCAUCAGCUUGAGGCUCUAGACCGGUGGGAGCAACACGCUCGUUGUGCCUAUGAACUCUUCGAUAAGGAUGGGAACAGGGCCAUUAUGAUCGAAGAACUUGCGUCGGAGCUUGGCCUCAGCCCAUCCGUCCCUGUUCACGCGGUUCUGCACGAUUGGCUUAGACACACCGACGGGAAGUUGAGCUUUCUGGGUUUUGUGAAGUUGUUGCAUGGUGUGUCUAGCCGGACGUUUGCAAAAGCUCAAUAGCAGCAGCAUCAGUCACUGGAAGAAAAAAGGAAUCCGACCCUCGAGUUACUCCAUAGGCGUGGCGUCUUAUUUUUCCAUAAAACUCAGAACCUAGCUCUGGAGACAUUGCUGGGCACACCGGGGGUAAAUUUUCACUCUGCGAUUCGGGAAUCCGUUACAUGUGUUCUUGUAGUCGACCUCUUUGCCACAGAAAUUUGGGGUUUUGGAGGGUGGUGUUCUGGAAGUUGUCAAUGUAAAGUUGUAGUUAAGAAAGUAAAAAAAGCAAAGGGGAAGUUUGUGUGUUAAGAAUAGAUCAUUGGGCAAGAGGAAGGGAACCCUGAAUUCACCUCAUCAGCUUAUCUCACCUUUGGCUCCCAACCCAAUGUGUCCAUUGAUUGUCCAUCAUCAUGAUUUGUGAAGAGAGAGUUUUAAUGUUCAUCAUUGCUUUGCUCUGCCGUUUUAACACUGUUCUAGUCAACAAAGUGUAUUUGUCCUCAGAUCCCUCUUGUCUCUCCCUCUGUUCUUUCCUCUUUUCUUUCUUUAUCAUUCUGACUGGAUCUCGAUGUGCAAAGCAAAGCCAUCAAAAUCCACCGUACUGGAAUGGAAAAUCCUUCCAAAAGCUGGAAAAAGGCUGCUUCGAGAUUGCCCACUCGAAAAAGGGGUGGUGGGUUUACUUGUACGUUCCAUGAAAUCCCAUUUAGGGCAAUGCUCUUCUUCCUUCUCCAUUGUGCUAAUCCACCUAUGUAGAGGAAACACUGCCUAUAAUAGAA
This is a messenger RNA of Linum tenue, 3450 nucleotides long. Lineage: Eukaryota; Viridiplantae; Streptophyta; Magnoliopsida; Malpighiales; Linaceae. The record is from the annotation of a GenBank genome assembly.